Polyodon spathula (Mississippi paddlefish) is the source of this 1425-nucleotide messenger RNA. RefSeq names its product gastricsin-like. Bases 10 to 1146 code for a protein of 378 amino acids. The transcript is spliced from 9 exons. Gene Ontology annotation, biological process: proteolysis. Gene Ontology annotation, molecular function: aspartic-type endopeptidase activity. Lineage: Eukaryota; Metazoa; Chordata; Actinopteri; Acipenseriformes; Polyodontidae. The record is from RefSeq and is a predicted model, not a curated record.
ACUGGAAACAUGAUGAAGGUUUUGAUUCCUCUCCUGGCUUUCCUGGCUAUCGCAGAUGGACUCGUUCGGGUUCCUCUCAUAAAGUUUAAGACCCCCUAUGAGCAGCUCAUUGAGGGUGGACAGCUGAAGAACUUCCUCACGAAUCUGCAGCUGAAUUCUGAUGGCUCUUACAACGAACCGCUCCUGAACUACAAGGACAUGGCCUAUUUUGGACAAAUCAGCAUUGGAACCCCACCUCAGAGCUUCUAUGUCCAUUUUGACACCGGCUCCACUGACUUAUGGAUCAACUCUGUCUACUGCAAGAGCGAGGCCUGCACCAUGCAUCAUCUGUUCAACCCUAAGGAAUCCUCCACCUAUUACAGCAAUAGGAAGCCCUUUUCAGUGCAUUACGUCUCUGGGAGCCUCACUGGCGUCAUUGGGUAUGACACUGUCUCUCUCCAAGGCCUUAAGGUCAAAAACCAAGAGAUCGGUCUGAGCAUCAAAGAACCUGGAAACCACUUUGCAAGACCACUGCAUGAUGGGAUCAUGGGAAUGGCUUUCAAGCAGCCAGGGGGAAUGACCCCUAUUGUGGACACAAUGAUAAAGGAAAACCUGCUGGAAGAACCCAUCUUUGCUUUCUACCUGACCAAUUCUGCAGGACAUGGAAGUGAGGUAGUGUUUGGAGGAGUAGAUCCUAAACACUACACUGGUGAAAUCCACUGGGUUCCAGUCAAACCUGGAAGCCACUGGCAGCUUGUUAUAGACAGUUUUGAGAUCGACCAUCAGGAGACUGGCUGGUGCAGUGGCGGAUGUUCAGCUAUCGUGGACACUGGUACCUCUCUCCUUACCUGCCCCCCACAAUUUGUUGACGAGCUAUACCACAAAAUUGGAGCUCGGGCCAACAAACAUGGAGAUUACGUUGUAGACUGUAACAACCUGAACAACCUGCCCACCUUGACCUUUAUUAUGAAUGGAGCACAUUUACAUUUGGAGCCCUCUUUCUAUACCUUGGUGGUAAAAAGGUACUGCAGGUUGGGCAUUAAAGCUUCCCAUGAAAAAUACCGGGAUGGAAAACCUUUCUGGACUUUGGGCGAUACCUUCAUUAGGCAGUUUUACACUGUCUUCGACCAAGGGAAAGCCAAAGUCGGAUUUGCUAAGGUGGCUUAAACCUCUCGGCCUAGCCCUGCUUUGUAACUGGAAAGCCUGGUUCCUUUGUGACUUUAAUAAAUUAACAAACUACUAUUAUGAUUGAACAUCGUAGAAUAGAGGAUAUUAAGAAAUUGAAAUAAUUAGAAAAGUAGACUGAAGUGUGGGUUGUCUCUGUAUCAAACCAAAGUCAAGUCAAUUCAAGUCAACUGUCCACAUCCUUUUAUCUUAAUAAUAAAAGCCUGUUGUCUCUUGAGACAAAUGUAGCCAUAUUCAGCAUUUUACUAUUAUUGAAUUAAA